UGCGCAGUGGUGUGCGCUGGCGCGCGCGCGUCACGGCCACGCCACCGCGCAUCGCUCCGCUGUCAAAGUCCGUGAAGUGUAAGCGAUGGUGGCACGCAGCAGCAGCACGCGCCUCUGGUGAGCAGAACAGCACAGCGUUAAGGUUACGCACCUUUACGGCCGCGCGCGUGCGUUUUCUAGACUUAACUGCGGGGUACUUUCUGCCACACGUUUUUUUUUUCUCUCUCUCCUUUUCUUUCUAUCCGUCCCGCGCCAUCCAUCAUCUGCCCUCUACCUCCCCACCACCUCCGCGCGCCACCAUUGCCUCCAAAAGUCACACGAGCGUUCUAACGCGCGCUUCUCGGGUGCUACAGAGGAAGCGCGUGGUGGGUGCCGUGGUGGGGCUCGCCAUGGCGCUCGCGCUGGUUGUCGCUAUCCCGCUGCUGGUCCAGGCCACCAAGAUCUCCGCGCAUUACGAGAUGAUGGGCACGUGCCGUAUGAUCUGCGACCCCUACAGCCCCAAACCGAGCGCCACGGCGCUGGAGGUGAUGCAGGACCUGGGCGCUAUCCCACCGCCGCCACCCCCCUCCUUCUCCCGCGGGACCAAAGGAGAGCCCGGUAGACCUGGUAAACCCGGGCCAAGAGGUCCUCCCGGAGAACCGGGACCGCCCGGUCCGCGCGGGCCGCCGGGUGACCGCGGAGACGCGGGGAAACCCAAUCUCAUCGGGAUCACGCCGGGCACCACCAAGAGCGGGGAGUCCGGGGAGGUGGGCUCCGCGCUGGGCAGCAUCAAAAUAGCCUUUUACGUGGGGCUAAAGAACCCGCACGAGGGCUACGAGGUGCUCCGCUUUGAUGACGUGGUGACGAACCUGGGCAAUCACUACGACCCCACCACGGGCAAGUUCACGUGUCAAGUGUCCGGGAUUUACUUCUUCACCUACCAUGUGCUGAUGCGCGGAGGAGACGGCACGAGCAUGUGGGCAGAUCUGUGCAAAAACGGACAGGUCCGUGCCAGUGCCAUUGCGCAGGACGCGGACCAAAACUACGACUAUGCGAGCAACAGUGUGGUGCUGCACCUGGACUCAGGCGAUGAAAUCUAUGUGAAACUGGAUGGUGGGAAGGCACACGGCGGAAACAACAACAAAUACAGCACCUUCUCUGGGUUCAUUCUCUACCCAGACUGAGUGCUCUGGUUGCUGAACAGACAGACUCUCCAGCAGCAGCAGCUCUUUUUCCACAUAUGUGGGGAUGAGGACAGUCCAACAUGAGAAAGGCCAUGCAGUGUAACCAGUGAGAAAUCAUUUGUCUGAAUGUGUUCUUUUUCUGUUUGACAAUGUGUUGUGUGUGUGUGUCGGUGUGAUGUGUGGGACAUAUGUAAAGCUAUAUAUGGAAAAAAAAUAUUCAGUAAAGGUAACGAGUGAAGAGUGAGGUGUGUAAGUUAUUAUUCAUUGUCAGGAGCGAGGUGUCUGAGAUGUUAAUAUAGGUCUAUCUGUUAUACUCCAGGAUUUUGAUGGCUGGCUAGGUUAUAUGAUGUCUUGUCCUGUAGCAUAACCCUUACUCAGCACUGUCUAUAUUUAUUUAUGUACUUCAAUAAAUUAUGUUUUGUAUAACUGGUUUCUUUGUGUGAGUAUCAGAGAUAUAAACUGUUUUAAAUAUACACUUAUUGUCAAAGUAAUAGUACCUCAAAGAAAGGGUCAAAUUGCAAUCCUAUUCGGAAGGAAGAUAAAGGUGCAGGAACAACAACAACAAAAAAAAGAUUCUGAAUUUAGACAAGUAUGAGCAACUCUUAGUGUGUAAUGCAUGUGUAAUGCAUGUGUAAACCAACAUUCCAGAUGCCUCAGCGUGGAGUUUUAGAGAUUCCCAAUGGUUUCCUGCAAUAUCCAUCCCAUGCAACUUAAACAUAUCUGGACAGGGGUGAAGUGUUGAUAUUGUGUCCUACAGAUAAGUCUGAUACAGUGGCCGGCCAUGACUUAAAAUCUGUGUCUUCAGGUCAAUCUCUUGAGACAGCAGCAGUAUUCAGACGAGCAUUGUCCUGUUGGAACUGCGCUAUGGAGUACGCAUUUAGA
Molecule: messenger RNA, 2045 nt
Organism: Astyanax mexicanus (Mexican tetra)
Lineage: Eukaryota; Metazoa; Chordata; Actinopteri; Characiformes; Acestrorhamphidae
Gene: c1ql2
Product: complement component 1, q subcomponent-like 2
Exons: 2
Coding region: 390-1163 (257 amino acids)
Molecular function (GO): protein binding
Source: RefSeq, a predicted model, not a curated record